AUGGCUGGCAUCAUCGCAUGGCCGGCUGUUAUCCUCCACUGCGCUACUAGCUUCGGUUUGCCUAUUCUUUUCGUCUCGUGUGCUUUCAUCCUUGGCCUCAGACAAUCGACUACCUCUAGGACAAGCACUGCGAAGAUGGCGCCGGUUCCGACUACGCCUGCUUCUUCGAAGAACACUACUUUCUGGACCCCAACCGUCAUUGUGGCGGUUAUAUCUAUCCUCCUCCUGGUUUUUUCGGCCGUCGGCGCGACCGCCUUCUUGAUCCACCUUCGCUACCGUCCCCGCAUCCGAACGCGCUCGAACGCCCAGGCUCAAGAUAUCCCCGAGGACGUUCCUGAAGAUAAAGUUCAAGGCGAACAUGCCGCUCAUCUUGACACCAACCCAUCCGCCAUAUGGUCUGGUUUGAUGCCUUCGACUCGCUCUCGGCCGACGUCUGGGUCCAGGCCUCCUGAGCCCGAGUUUCCCUGGCCUGUACUCGCUGUGCUCCCGGCACUCCGCCCCAAGGAACCCAUCCACGCACGGCUCAAGAAAACUAUGUUGUGGUGGGAAAAAGACGAAGUCAAGCAUGAGCCAUUUACCGUCGCCGACGUCAUGAGAGCGAUCGAAGAGGUGAGUGGGCACACGGAAGGCGUCCCUCAGCCAGAUUCCGCGAACAAGUUGGAGGGAGCAUCUCCUGCUUUCUAUCAGGACAUGCCUGAAAUCGUCGUCCAUCCGUGCGAUGGCACGCCGUCUUUCUCUCCAGCUGAAGACGACUCGAGUCUGGCCAUCACCUCUGCGUCUCUGCCGACCAAUGAGAUAGACGUAUCAGAUAUGUCUAUCGCCACCAUGCCCUUGACGAGCCCUACAGAUGGCUCGUACUCUGAGCCCGGAACUCCCCUCGUCGCGACGCCUCUCGAGGAAUCCUUUUCGCUGCCGUCCGUCGCAUUCACGAAGUCUCUCCGGGUUCCGAUCGACUCAAUCACCGCUCCUCACGAGAGUAUCGCCGUCAACUUCUCCAACUUCUCCGGGCAGAAAUUCGUAUUGUCUGCCCCACCUUCGACGCGAUUCUUCCCUGGCCGCAGCAAACGUUCCAACGUCGGCCCACCAAUCGGCCUCGGCCUCUUGUCUCCGAGAGCUCUAGGGACGACGGGUUUAGGACUGCUACCCGCACUCAAAGAAAUCUCCGAGGACGACGAGACUGGUUCCUGCGAGCACCCCUACUCAGCAUUCCGCUCUGAUAGCUCCGUGGCUGACCUCGUCCCAGCCCUCGAAUAUAUCGUUACUAACACCGUCAAAUCCGUCCCCUCGGGGUCCACUCACGCCCAGAUCGUGCCGUCCCACAGUACGUCUUCAUCGGAUAUCAGCGCUGUCGAUGCUUCCGGUUGCGCCUCGCAGUCGUCGUCGUAUUCUCGGUCGACGUGGGACAGCAACGAUCCCCUGAGCGAGCGGCUGACGCGCCUGGUCAGAGCGUUCGCCACCCCCACCCCUCCGGGUGGCGAGGAGAGCGACGAGGAAGCCGAACAGGCUUUCAGGGACACGUCCGCGUCCGAGGACGGGAACUCAAUUGAGUGCUACGCCAACCUCGACGCGUGGAUGUGA
Molecule: messenger RNA, 1578 nt
Organism: Dichomitus squalens LYAD-421 SS1
Lineage: Eukaryota; Fungi; Basidiomycota; Agaricomycetes; Polyporales; Polyporaceae
Exons: 2
Coding region: 1-1578 (525 amino acids)
Source: RefSeq, a predicted model, not a curated record